AUGGAUUUAAAUUUUCAAAAUUUUGAAAAUGUGAACUCCACCAACGAGCAAUCUGGAGCUUUCGGUGGAAAUAUUGGAGAUCGAAACAACCUCGUCGGAUCCGGUGCUUCUUUGUCGGCUCCGUCAGGAGGAGUGUUCGACGACUCCCAAUCUUCCACAUCAACAAGAAAAGGAAAUUUUUUCUCUUUCGAAUACUAUCAGCAAUUCUUCGAUGUGGAGACAGAUCAAGUUAUUAAACGCCUUUUGAACAGUGUCGUUCCCACCCACCGAAACUAUAUCCAAGAUUUCCUCCAGCCCAUUCCUGAUUUGUGGGGGCCAUUCUGGGUGUCAGUGACGUUGGUUUUUGCCAUCGGAAUCUUUGGAAAUUUGGCCCAGUUCAUUGAAAAUGAUGGAGCCAAAGGAACAUAUGGUUCGGAUUUCCGAAUGGUUACUUCUGCUUCCACUCUCAUUUUCCUGUAUGUUGUCAUUGUCCCACUUCUACUCUACGGUCUUCUCUGGAAUCGCCGUAGCGAGCUUCUCCACCCAUACGUGGAUCUCGUCUGUCUCUAUGGGUAUUCAUUGACCAUAUUUAUUCCAGUCACGUUCUUGUGGAUUAUUGACAUUGGAUGGUUCCGUUGGGCUCUCAUCUUCAUGUCUGUUGGACUCUCGGGGACAGUUUUGGCUCGUGCCAUCUGGCCAGCCGUUCAAAAUGACGUUAAUAAAAUGGUUGCAUUCGGAACAAUAAUCACUGUUGUCGUGCUUCACUUCCUCCUCGCCUUCACUUUCAAGGAGUUCUACUUCGAUGCAAUGCAUCCGGCCAAGUCGGUUGUUCCAAUCUCCCCAACUGAAGCUCCACUGGAUAUCACUACAGCUGCGAUGAUUCAAAAUGCAACGGUAUCAUCAAAUCAAACAAAAGAAGCACCUGAAGCACCGAAUAUGAUUGCGAACGAGACGAAAGAAGACAAGGAAUCAACACGGAAUGAAACGUCGACAGAACCAAGCCACACAGUUGGAACCAAAGAUGAGAAAGUUGAUUUGAAACCGGCGAACACAACUGUGAAACCUACGGAGAAGGCGACGUUAGCAACUGCUACUGACACAUACUCGAUCAAUAUGGAACAAUAUGAGCACUUUUAUAGUCCACAGCACUGCUUCGUAUAUUUCCCGAUAAUUCCUAGACGAAACAGUCCCGCACGAAAAGAACUGGACGCGUAUUCUCGAUAUAUGAUGGAUUUGAUGAUUCAGUUUCAUGGAUUACCGGUCAUACAAAGAUCUCCUCGUGAACAGCGAAAUUUGGCACGGGUUAUGACAUUCUAUGAGCACGAAUUGUCAUAUCUUCAUCAGUUUGAUGCGAAAAAUUACAACUUUGAACAGGAAGAGGAGAAGAAAAUUGAGAACAUUGACACCAAUCAAGUCGAAACGAAAGAAGCAAAUUCGGCCGAGCUUGCAAACCCAGAGUCCGAGAUCCCAUUCGACAAUGUGUUUGCGAAGCUCAUCAAUUCUGGACUUAACAAACAAGUUGACGCGGAGAGUCAAGACACAAAGCCAGGGAAUUCAGGCGGAGAUGAAUCUGAGCUAACUGUUAGCACUGAACAUGUGAAGGCAUUCGAUACGGAACCGAAAACUUCAGACAACAGAACGAACUCAUACUCACUGUUGUCGUCUUUACUUGAAGAAUCUUUCGAAGCGUCUUGGGUAACAAAUUCCGAAGAUAACUGGUCGAAGCCGUCGUUGAAAACUCACCUGGUACCAAAUCCAGCAUUCUGUCCUCAUUCCGACAUGGCAAAAGACGAUUAA
Molecule: messenger RNA, 1776 nt
Organism: Caenorhabditis remanei
Lineage: Eukaryota; Metazoa; Nematoda; Chromadorea; Rhabditida; Rhabditidae
Exons: 9
Coding region: 1-1776 (591 amino acids)
Biological process (GO): vesicle-mediated transport
Cellular component (GO): Golgi apparatus; membrane
Molecular function (GO): small GTPase binding
Source: RefSeq, a predicted model, not a curated record